Otolemur garnettii (small-eared galago) is the source of this 1894-nucleotide messenger RNA. It is a transcript of the gene POU3F1, whose product is annotated as POU class 3 homeobox 1. The coding region runs from base 217 to 1146 and encodes 309 amino acids. The transcript has a single exon. Gene Ontology annotation, cellular component: nucleus. Gene Ontology annotation, molecular function: RNA polymerase II cis-regulatory region sequence-specific DNA binding; DNA-binding transcription factor activity, RNA polymerase II-specific. NCBI's taxonomy places the organism in Eukaryota, Metazoa, Chordata, Mammalia, Primates, Galagidae. The record is from RefSeq and is a predicted model, not a curated record. Gene Ontology annotation, biological process: brain development; regulation of transcription by RNA polymerase II.
CUAGCGCACCCCCAGUGGCUACCCACAGGAGGAGGUGGCGGCAGUGACUGGGCCGGCGGCCCGCACCUGGAACACGGCAAGGCGGGCGGCGGCAGCACCGGCCGAGCCGACGACGGCGGAGGAGGAGGUUUCCACGCUCGCCUAGUGCACCAGGGGGCGGCCCACGCGGGCGCGGCAUGGGCGCAGGGUGGCACAGCGCACCACUUAGGCCCAGCCAUGUCUCCGUCGCCCGGGGCCGGCGGGGGCCACCAGCCCCAGCCGCUCGGGCUGUACGCGCAGGCGGCCUACCCGGGGGGCGGCGGCGGCGGCCUGGCCGGGAUGCUGGCGGCGGGUGGCGGUGGCGCGGGGCCGGGCCUGCACCACGCGCUGCACGAGGACGGCCACGAGGCUCAGCUGGAGCCGUCGCCGCCGCCGCAUCUGGGCGCCCACGGACACGGACACGCACACGCGGGCGGCCUGCACGCAGCAGCGGCGCACCUGCACCCGGGCGCGGGCGGCGGCGGCUCGUCGGUGGGCGAGCACUCGGACGAGGAUGCGCCCAGCUCAGACGACCUGGAGCAGUUUGCCAAGCAGUUCAAGCAGCGGCGCAUCAAGCUGGGCUUUACGCAGGCCGACGUGGGGCUGGCGCUGGGCACGCUCUACGGUAACGUGUUCUCGCAGACCACCAUCUGCCGCUUCGAGGCCCUGCAGCUGAGCUUCAAAAACAUGUGCAAGCUUAAGCCGCUGCUCAACAAGUGGCUGGAGGAGACCGACUCGUCCAGCGGCAGCCCCACCAACCUGGACAAGAUCGCGGCGCAGGGCCGCAAGCGCAAGAAGCGCACGUCCAUCGAGGUGGGAGUGAAAGGCGCGCUCGAGAGCCACUUUCUCAAGUGCCCCAAGCCCUCGGCGCACGAGAUCACGGGCCUAGCCGACAGCCUGCAGCUGGAGAAGGAGGUGGUGCGCGUCUGGUUCUGCAACCGGCGGCAGAAGGAGAAGCGCAUGACCCCUGCGGCUGGCGCGGGCCACCCACCCAUGGACGACGUUUACGCGCCUGGGGAGCUAGGGCCCGGUGGGGGCGGCGCGUCGCCGCCCUCGGCGCCCCCGCCGCCCCCGCCAGCCGCUCUGCACCACCAUCACCACCACACACUGCCCGGCUCGGUGCAGUGACCCUGCGGGCUGGGCCCCCGCCGGCGUGUAACAGGGCGCGGGCGCGCAGCCCGCCCGCGCGGCAUGGACUCUUUUUGUUCGGUUGCUUUGGAUUUUACAAAAAGCCCAGAAACUUUCGAACAAAACCAAACAUCCGGACGACCCUCUCCGGUGAUUAGCGAAGACGGCCGGUAGGCUGCGUCGCCCAAGUCCCAGGAGAGAGGAGUGAAGAUCCGGAACUCGCCAACUCACCCCGGGCAUCCUGCCCGUCGCCUGCUCUCUGCCCCCAUCCCCUCGACGACCCCCGCCCCUGCCCCUCGGGCUGUUCGGGGCCGGAUCCCGGCAGCGGCCUCCCCACAGCGACAGGUAACGCAGUGCGAGGUGAGGGAUUCCCCGGGAGAGGGGACGAAAAGAGGAGAGUUCCCCAUCCCCUCUCCCCGCGCGGACUCCCGAGCCUGCGGGUCAGGGGUGGGGGGCUGACACUCUAUUCGCUCCACGCCUCUUCUCUUCUCUAAGGAUGCGCCCCACCCCUCCUUCCCCUUUCUCCGGGCUUGGUUUUAUACGGUUUUUAUUUAUUCGUGGAGCCUCUCAGCUCCUGGGGUCCUUCUAACUCCGCCCGCGCCCUUAAUUUAAAUCGCUGUAUACUGUAUUUAUCCGGGCCCUGGAGGGGAGGUCGCGAGAGCCACGUCUGUGUAUAAAAGCAGGAAAUAGCCAAAGCUUUAAUCUAGCCUAAUUUAUUUUUGCCCUUAUCUUCCCUUACCCUCCCCCC